UGUCAAGGCGGGUCACACUUGAAAUGAAAAGUAAAAGUAUUUUCCUCCUGGGCAUCAUCAUUUCAGGACAAAUGCUCAGGGACACAGCGAAGCUACAUGUAAAUGUGCUAAGGUUGAGCUGGUCAUUUCAGAUUACAGGAGUGCUCAGAUAUACUGAAGACAGCAGAUGGAUGUCUCUAAUAAUGAAGACAAAAGAGGAACUGUGGAGCCUCAUGAUGCUGUUUCUAAAAUCAGUAUCUGUGCCCAGAAUGGAAGCAUUAUUUCGGCACCUGUGAUACAGAACUCAACAGUCACUGGAAAUAUUAACAUUGCUCUUAAUUACUUCCCAGGACCUGAAUCUGAAGUCACAGAUACAAGCACAUUGAUCACCGAAUACAAGAAGUCCGUGCUGUCCGACUAUGUCUACAUUACAGAAUACACCUCCCGUGCCGGUGAACAGGUGCUGCUUAAUGACCGCUACACUGAACCGCUGAUUAUUCAGAAACACAGAGAAAAGGAAGAGCGAGAGAAUGAGAUGUGCUCCAGAGGGGAAAGAUUCUUCAGCACCAGAGAAACAAAUCAAAGAAACCAAAACAUCAGGCUUGAUCAGCUUUUCGGCCCAGAGAAUGGCUCCAAAAUGGUGACUGGAAAAGCUGUCAUUCUCCAAGGUGAUUCUGGAAGUGGGAAAUCAAUCACUGCACAAAAGAUCAUUCUGGAUUGGGCCUCUGGAGAGCUCUACGCUGGACUCUUUGAUGUAGUGUUUCAUCUGAGAUGCAAAGUGCUCAACGGGCUCUCUGGUGAGGUGAGCCUGCUGGAUCUCCUGAACUGUAGUUUAGCUCCAGAAGAGAUUGGUCAGAUCUUAAAAGACAUACCACAGAGGAUCUUGUUCAUCAUUGAUGGUUUUGAUGAAUUCGUGCUUUCAGGAACCAAAGUGUUACUGCCUCCAAAACCAGACAUCAAAUCCCAUUCACAGGCCAUUGUUUGCUCUCUUCUGAAAGGACAUAUGAUGAGAGAGUCCUUCUUGCUAGUUACUACGAGAUCCACCUCUGUAGACAAACUGGAGAUUGUUCUGAAAAAGCCACAGUGCUUUGUGGAGAUCAUGGGAUUUUCGGAAAAAGGAGUGAGUGAAUACUUCCGAAAGUUCUUUGAGGAUGAAGAGUUUUCAAGUCAAGUGUAUGAGCAGGUGAAGAUACAUGAGAUGCUCUACACCGCUUGCUUCGUCCCUGUCAUCUGCUGGAUCGUCUGCACAAUAUUCAAGAGAAAAGGGAAGAAUGGUGUUGCAACUAGCGAGUUGACAACAACCACAUCCAUAUUUGUUGAUUUUGUGCUCACACUCUUGAAACAUCACAGCAGUUUGAAUCCGCAUGACGAGCUCAACCUCCUCAAGAACCUGGGUCAGCUUGCAGAGAGUGGAACGCCAAAACGCCAAGUCCUUUUUUCCAGAAACAAUCUUCCAAAGGCAAUCUCAGAUUUACCAAACAUUCCCUUCCUGUGCAAAUUUCACCAUCAAGAGAGAAUUUAUCUAAAGGAGAUGUUUGGGUUCUUGCAUCUCAGCUUUCAGGAGUUCUUCACCGCUCUCUUCUACAUGUUAACAGACAAGGCAGAGGCGAAAAUAAAAGUCAGGAACCUACUGGAAUUAGCAGGCAAUGGGAGGCACAAUAAGCAACUCUUACCUGUAAUCCGGUUCCUUUUUGGUCUCUCGAACAAGAAAGUGAGCCGUUUAAUCCCAGGGGAACACACAAAGUCGACAUCUACCAUUAUUCUCGCAGAGCUGGAGAUAUGGAUCAGCAAAGUUAUAGAGAAGAACAUCAUGGAUACAUAUUACAUGAGUGAUUUCAUUCUUCAUUGUCUGUAUGAGCUGCAUGAUAGUAACGUACUGAAGAACGUCAUGAUGCUGUGGGAACGCUCAGGCAUUAACAUCCACUGGUCUUUGAAGGGGGUCGACUCUCAUGUCGUGAUGUACUGUCUCCAGUAUUCUUCACGCAUUAUAACUAUGGAAGUCAAAAGCAAUGCGAAAGAUCUAAAGAUGCUUCACCCUGUGCUUUGUAGGUGUACAAAUUUAUGGUUGGAUUUUGAUUCAAUAUCUGACGCUGAUGUUACCCUCCUGACAUCAGCCCUGGGGAGAAGAAAGAACGUGGGCUAUUUGACUAUGGAUGAUGGAGCCCUGUCAGAUGAAAGUGUGCAGAAGAUCCUGAAAACCCUCAAUGGACAAACAUCAGUGGGUAACAUUCGGCUGGUGAUGAGGAACAUCAGCAACACCAGUGUCGAUUUAACCAUGAAUUUUCUUGUUAAAGAGAUGACGGAAAGAAAGUUCAGUGUAUGUAUUGCCAGUCAAGCAGAAAACAUGGACAAGAGUCUUUGCUCAGAGUUCACUAUUGCAAGAAAAAACGAUUCCUUCUGGUUCACUGUUGGCCACUCAAACGGGCAUCAGGGUGAAAUCUCAGGAGAAGCUGGUCUUUGUUAUUAUCAGGGUUUUUCAAAAAUAUCCUUUGGUCUUUGUCCUUUCUCUGCAAUACCCAUGACUGACUUACUCAAGACAUCUCAAAACCUCAGGAGCUUCUCAGACAUGAAAAACACUGAGUUUGAUGUGAAUGUGGAUGCACUGCUGUCUUUCCUAAGUCAUGUUCCUGGUUUAACUGAGGUGGACAUACAAGCUGAGUACCUCACAGAUAUUUGGACUUCUAAGAUUCUGUCCUACCUUCAAGUCAAUCCAAAGAUUUCUCACAUAAAGUUUCAUUUGAGCAAUCUCAUGAUUAGUGAUGAGGAAAGGGUUUGUUCAACAUUUUCGGUCUCUAGAAAGCCAUUUGAAGAGUUCAAGAUGCACGACAGUGAAGAGAAAAAUCCAUCAUUGAUUCUUGCAAUGGACAGAUGGGCUUAUGAUAUAGCAUCUGGUAGCAAUGGAGAGUCGGUACAUCCACAUCGACUGGACAAACCGGCACUGGUGAAGCUCAUUCUCAGUUUCCCUCCUCUUAAAGGAUCUAGUGCCAGUUGGGAGGUUCUUUUCAAAAGGCUUUACCAACUCAUUCAGUUGACAGAACAAUGCCCAGAUUUGGAUGAGCAUAUGGAUUCUCUGCUGCUAUUCCUUCACUCUGUUCCCGGUCUGAAGGAAGUAAAAGUUUGGCUAAACAACCUGAUUGAGAGCUGGGCGGCUGGUCUGUUCGCCCUCUUUCUGUCUUGUUCUAGCUUACUUCACUUGCAAUUGAAAACCAGUAUGUCUCUUGUUAGUGAUGUGGAGAGUCUGGGUAUAAUGAGAGAUGAUGGAGUGAGGCUCUCUGUUGGCUGUAAUCAUCUGAAAUAUAUAGAUGACUUCUCUGAUAUCAACCUGUUUAAACCUCCAGAGCACAAAGUGCUUCCCUGCAUAAGCAUCACUUUAACAGAUGCCUCUGAGAAUGCAAAUGCUGACUGGAGGAGAUUCUUUCAGGCCUACAACCAGCUAAAAGACUUGACUGAGUUUUCUUUAGAAUAUGAUGAGAGUGUGAGUGAGCUAAUCUCUGUCCUCCACUCGGUCUCUGGUCUGAAGGAAUUGGAUCUUUUCUUCAGAUUCAUGACUGUGGAUGGAGCAUCCAGAGUCCUGGACCUCAUUCAGACAAACACCAGUCUGACUACAUUAAAUUUUGUGACAGUCAAGCGGCCUGAGAUAAGUAAGGCUAACAUCAAGAAGGACUGCAGGAAUGAAUUCUUCUGGGCUCGGUCUGCAGGAGAGAUAUCAGAUGACAGUGAUGAAGAUGGCAUAUCCCCUCCUCUCAGUGACUGCAGCGAUGAAAUCAACCAGAGUGAUUCUUAUGAACUGGACAGCGUGGAGCAUGUUGUCUGCUCAGAUAUCAGGAUGUGGAGGAGAUUAUCAGGGCAAUGCAGAGUGUCUUUGAAGUGCACCAGCUCCAGUCCCAGGACAAAGUCGUUGUUCUCAGAGAUAGAGCUCAUCCUGUCUGAAAACUCAGAAAAAUCUAGCAGUGACUGGAAAAACUUUCUAAAAGCAUAUAUCCAAUGCAAAGGGAUCUCUAUAGUAAGUCUUACAUUUGAGGAGAGUGUGGAUGCUCUGUUGUUGUCCCUGCACUCGAUGUCUGCUGUGAACGAGGUGCGACUGACCACCGACAGACUGACCGAGAACUUGGCUGUGAAGAUCUUCUCCAUGUGUCACACAGCUCCCAGUCUCCAUAACAUCUGUUUGCAGGUGGAGUACAGUAAUACACACAGUGAGCUCAGUGUGUGUUCCUCUCUCAACAUCACCAGAAACACAGACUCGACCUUGACAGUCGACAUUCAGUUGGCCAGUGAUAGCAUGAUUGAAACAUCUCCAUCAUUCAUUUCAUUCAUAUCGCCGUGUUCAGAGAUUUCUAAACUGGACGGACAGGAACUCUUUGAAACUCUUGACAUCCUUAAAGGUUUAGAAGAUGGAUGUGAAGAGCAUGAAGAGCUUGUGGGUGUUUUGAUGUCCACCUUGCUCUCCGUUUCUGGUCUGCAGAAGGUCAGACUCAAGAUCAGCAGUCUAACGGAGAACUGGAUGAAGAAGUGUCUGUUCUUAACUGAAGUCUGUCCCAGUCUUCAGGAGAUCAGAUUUGACUGCAUAGAAAGUGGUGGCUUGUUGUUGGAGGAGGUAGAGAGGAUUCUGCAGAGCUCUCAGAUGGAUACCGAUUGCAGGAUAAUUAUCACAGGGAUGAAGCGCAGUAAAGCCAUGAAUGGGUGCACUGCAGUCAUGAUGGACACAUCCAGAUCAUCAUCAGCUUGUGAUCAGAAAGUGAAAGUCAGCUUUUUCAGGGACUCUCUCACAAGACGGUUCACAAUAGACAACAUUGAGACAGAAGACACUAAUGACGACGACCCUGAAGAUGAAGACAUUAUCUUUUAUUAUUGAUGAAUGGCAGAAAAUUAAUCCAAUAUUAAGAUUGUUUAGUAAAAAUACUUAGUUCCAUAUAUUUCUAUUCAUCUUAAUAUUUUGAGUGACAGUUUUAUUGUCACACAAAUCUUUAGCUUUACUAAAUGU
Molecule: messenger RNA, 4960 nt
Organism: Carassius auratus (goldfish)
Lineage: Eukaryota; Metazoa; Chordata; Actinopteri; Cypriniformes; Cyprinidae
Exons: 27
Coding region: 167-4831 (1554 amino acids)
Cellular component (GO): cytoplasm
Source: RefSeq, a predicted model, not a curated record